Molecule: messenger RNA, 4385 nt
Organism: Misgurnus anguillicaudatus (oriental weatherfish)
Lineage: Eukaryota; Metazoa; Chordata; Actinopteri; Cypriniformes; Cobitidae
Gene: hipk3b
Product: homeodomain interacting protein kinase 3b
Biological process (GO): peptidyl-serine phosphorylation; peptidyl-threonine phosphorylation
Cellular component (GO): nucleus; PML body; cytoplasm
Molecular function (GO): ATP binding; protein serine/threonine kinase activity; protein tyrosine kinase activity
Source: RefSeq, a predicted model, not a curated record
CUGUGGCAUGUCGUUAAUAAAUAUAGUCUUUGCUGUCAUGUCAGAAUCGAGUAUUUUAUCUCUUCGCUCGAUUAUUUAGGUCUUACUGCAGUGUCAUAAGCAGCAGACAUUCCUCCCGCAGCUGAAAGUGAGUGAGUGUGGAGGGACAUGAUAGCGACUGUCCGAGCUGCUCUUCCCAUCAUACAGCAUGGGCUCCACCGCCCAGAUCAGCCACAGGAGAGCUCCAGCCCCGCCGCGAUCCCCUGGACUUGUUUUUGUGUCGUAGAUCGGUUGUGUUGUUGAGAUGUUUGAAGUGUAAAAUGUGGGAGAUUGUGCUAUGGACUCGGGACAAGAUGGCAGCACUAUGAGACACACACAUCAACAUGCUGUGAGUUCACUUGAAGUGUGUAAAAUGACCGAAGAAGACCUGGAUUAUAUCUACUGUUACUUCGUGUGAAAGGUAUGGCCUCACAAGUUUUGGUCUACCCACCACAUGUUUUUCAAACUCAGACAAGUGCCUUUUGUAGUGUGAAGAAACUUAAAGUCGAGCCCAGAAACUGUGUUUACCAUGAGAGGGCCUACCCACAGACUUACUUGAAUGGUAGAACCCUUGGCAUUGCGUACCCAACGAAACUUACUGCUUCGUUCAAGACGCGAGAUUUUGUGGUCUGCAGAAACCGCGAGCAGGAUUUUACGUUGCAGACGGCUGCUGUACGAGGCGUGCGGCGACAGCAUACCACCGCACAGGCACCACAGCAGAAAGAGGGCGUGUCCUCUCAGGGCAAGUGGGCAGGGCAACAGGAUAAAGGAAGUGUUUGCCGCAGUGGAGCUACAGGGGCAGCCGGAAGGGGUAGGGGAGAGGGAAGCGACAGUCAAAAAGAAGAAGGAGGAGGUGAAGAAAAGGGGGGUGGAGGUGAGGAAGAGGGUGACGGUGAAGAUUGUGAAAGUUUUAACUUGCGAGACUGCUCCAACAGAUGCGGGCAGAAACGUAAGAGCGAGGAGCUUGAGAACUUGGGGAGCGCCAUGCAGAUUGUGGAGGACCCAUCAAUGUUGCCUGCGAUGUUGCAAUCGAACGUUGGAAACCCGCCGGCUGCCGUCCCGGCUGCAGGCGGAGGGACUGCGAAGCAAGGAGUUGGUUCUGGAAGUGGGGAUGGCGACUACCAGCUGGUGCAACACGAGCUGCUUUGCUCGUUGAAGAACACCUACGAGGUUUUGGACUUCCUCGGCCGCGGUACCUUUGGUCAGGUCGUGAAAUGUUGGAAACGGGGCACAAAUGACAUAGUGGCAGUAAAGAUCCUGAAGAAUCACCCAUCGUAUGCUCGGCAGGGCCAGAUCGAGGUGGGCAUCUUGGCCCGCCUCAGUGGUGAGAACGCAGACGAGCACAAUCUGGUACGAGCUUUCGAGUGUUUUCAGCACCGCAGCCACACCUGUCUCGUGUUUGAGAUGCUGGAGCAGAACCUGUACGACUUCCUAAAGCAAAACAAAUUCAGCCCUCUACCUCUGAAGGUCAUCCGCCCCAUUCUUCAGCAGGUGGCUGCGGCGCUGAAAAAGUUGAAGUCCAUGGGACUGAUUCAUGCCGACCUGAAGCCUGAGAACAUUAUGUUGGUGGACCCGGUACGGCAACCCUACAAGGUUAAAGUCAUUGACUUUGGCUCAGCAAGUCACGUCUCUAAAGCAGUCUGCUCUACGUACCUUCAGUCACGGUACUACAGGGCACCAGAGAUCAUUCUUGGCCUGCCUUUUUGUGAAGCCAUAGACAUGUGGUCGCUGGGAUGUGUGAUUGCAGAGCUCUUUUUGGGAUGGCCUCUCUACCCAGGAGCCCUCGAGUAUGAUCAGAUUCGCUUCAUUUCUCAGACGCAGGGGCUGCCAGGGGAGCAUCUGUUAAAUGUUGGGACGAAGACAUCACGGUUCUUUUGCCGCGAGUCGGACUCGCCGUAUGCGGCCUGGAGACUGAAAUCCACAGAAGAACAUGAGACAGAGACGGGGCUGAAGUCAAAGGAAGCUAGGAAGUAUAUCUUCAGCAGUUUGGAUGACAUAGCGCAUGUGAAUCUAGUGAUGAAUCUUGAAGGCUGUGAUUUAUUGGCCGAGAAGGUGGACCGUGCAGAGUUUGUAGGUUUGCUGAAGAAAAUGUUGUUGAUAGACGCAGAGGAAAGAAUCGCCCCGAGUGACGCUCUCAGCCAUCCCUUUGUCACAAUGCAGCACCUGUUGGAUUUCCCUCACAGCAACCAUGUUAAAUCGGGUUUUCAUAUUAUGGACAUGUGCUGCUCACGGCCAGCCGGUUACGAGUCUCUCAGUCGGAGCAAAGCUCCGUUUGUCAGGACGGCCCCGAGCACCAACGCGGCUCCCGGCCUCACGCUGCCCUUCUGCAAGAUGAGCGGCAUUCACACUCAGGCUUUGGCAUCAUCUGCCCCCUCGGUGAUGCAUCCUGGGAUACCCCUCCAGACAGGAAGUGCUCAGUUUAGUGACUCGUUCCAGCAGGCAUUGAUCCUCUGUCCCCCUAACCUACAAGGUCUCCCUCCCAACCCAAAUAAGCCAGCAGGUUUUCCAGUGUGCAUAGAGAACACAGUACCACUGGUGACGCAAGCUUCAACCAUCCAACCUCUACAGAUUAGACCAGGAGUUAUUACCCAGCAAGCGUGGUCGAAUCAUGCCCAGCAGAUCCUGGUGCCCGCCUGGCCUCAGGUGACACCCGUGGCCCCCUCAGCAGCCACACUGGCUUCAGAUACAGUGGCAGGUCCACAAAGACUGGCAGACUGGGGGUGUGUGAAACGAAAUCCUCCUUCGUUGUAUUUACUGAAAGUUCAUUCUCACGGUAACCAUUACGGCUCAAUGAUGCCCCACCAUCAGCCACUGCUAACCAACCCGAUGGCCAUGUCAGCUCACCAGCCAAUCAGCAUAGGGAUUGCUCAUGUGGUGUGGCCACAGCCAGCAGCUAACAAAAGAAAUAAAGCAUCUUUAAACAGAAGUAACAACUUUAUGCACAGCACAAACUCCCAAAAUUUAGCAAGCCGGUCCCCAAAGAUGGUAGAUGGUGCCAAAAACACAGGGGAGGCGGAGUGUGUUGUUGAGGCGGUGCCGGAGGAGGAGCCUGUGUGCUGUAAGGCAGAGCCGGAGUACCAGGACUCGUGUGUGUCUCGGAAACAGAGAGAUACCGUUGUGAUCGCUGACUCUCCGAGCCCAGCAGGAAGUGUGAUCAGUAUCAGCAGUGGAUCAGAUGAAGAAGAGCCUGGGACUCAGAAACACUCAAAACUUGAGUGUAAGGGUAGUCCAGAGUGUGAGGCGUGUCAGAGUACACUGAAUAUGGAGCGAGUUUGUUCCUUGAGCAGUCCUGAUUCAACCCUGAGCACAAGUUCAUCUGCAUCAGAACAGUCCAGCGCUUCACCCUGCAAGAGACCCAACAGUAUGUCGGAUGAUGAGCGGGAAAGUGGAUGUGACACGGUGGACGGCUCACCAGCCUCUGUUUCCUCCAGUCACGCUGACAGCCCCUUCCUACAGGACACUUACAUUAAUAACAACAACCAGAACUGUAAAGCCGAGGAAAGCGUCAAGACCGAGUCUGUCAAGCUGCCCGUCCGCACCAUGGUGGUGCCGCCCAUGAGGGUCCCACGAAAUGAACCAAUGGGCCGCACAGUUGUAGAGUCAUGCCCACCCAAAAUCCGCAGUGGAUCCAUCAGACAGCCACCUUACUCCACGUUACUGCUGACCCGGCAACAAAAAACCACACCGGCUUUCCCGCCCCUCCAUCAUCAACAGCAGCUCGGUUUUGGACAGGUCCAGCAUUUUGGCUCCUCCCAUCAGGAAUGGAAUGGCAACUACAGCCACCGCAGGCCACAGGCGUUUAUCCCACCCACUGUGCAUGGCCACACUUUUACUCUUCCUCACGGCAGCCCCACCCACACUACGGCCCACCCUCCUCAGUCCCACCUGGGUGUCCACCACCAUACCCAGCCCACUUUAAUUUCUUACCCCCCUUCAGGCCCCCUGGUGACAAACGCCCCUAUGGCCCACCUCCUGGCUUCCCCGGGGGCUACACGGACUCACGUCUUUCAACCGCCUUAUGGCCUCUCCCAUCCGGCGGGCCACCUCGUGCACCAGGUCACCAUGGGGCUCAACCCCCGUCUUUUGCCCUCUCCCACCCUCCACCCUCAGGGUCAAUUCAAAACCCUCUUCCCCCCGCACUCCUUCAUCGCGUCGCCUGCGUACGCAAGCUUCCCUCUCAGUCCCACCAAGAUAAAUCAGUACCCCUACGUCUGAGACUCGCUUCGCAACCCUCUCGAGUCCGGAAGGCAGGCGGUCCCGGGCGGUUAUCGCUCGGCCGUGGGCGUAACGCCGGGUUCUCCGUACCAACCACCCACAACCCGGCAUCGUACCCAAAGCCAUGGCUCAAAAGGGAAAGCGAGCAAUUU